AAACAAUAGGUAGCUCUAGUUCGCUAGUUAAAUGAAAAUAUAUUAUAUGAAACAAAUAAAGUAUUCCAUUGUGAUCAUGUAUUAAUAUUGGUGUAUGCAGCAAGAAUGGUUUAAAGCUUUGUUUAACAAGGAUCUAAAUUGCAUAAGUAGGACAAAUGGGUAGUUUGCAGGAGCUGGCACAUGGUUUAGUACAAUGGACUUUCGGAACGACUAUCCUAACAGCCUUGACGGCUUCAGAGUUUUCCGGAACGGAAGCGGUCAUUGCGAUCAUCGUUUCAGGCCUAACUUCCACUUUGACAGCAUUAUCUGGUUGGGCUCUGAGCACCGAACAAACCUACAACAAAAAGAAGUUUUCCAGUAUUUUCUACUUCUUUAUAAUUUGGUUUGAGAUUUUGACCAGCCUGGCAGCGGCUGCAACCUGCUCUAGGUUGGCCAGCGCCACCGUGGAUUACAUUAGUAGAGGGCAUUUUCGGGAACUCCUUUUUGGAAUCGAAUCCCACUCUUUGGGAGAGCCUUGGCCCGAUGUAUUGGGUGUCACAAUUAUUGUGGUGGUCACCAUUUUGUUUAUGAUGGGUUUAGAAAAAUCCUCAACAAUUUCAUUACUCCUUUUCGCUACAGUUAUAAGCACAUUUGUGUUCUUUAUAUCUUGUGGAAGUUUCCACACUAUUUUACAUUUUUCUAAAUGGUACGAAAGUUUUAAAGUUCACUCCAUUAAAGGGGUCCUUACAGCUACUGCAGUAAUAUCAUACUCUUUCAUCAAUAAUAUACCUAAGCUAGAUAAGAAUCAAAUAUCAAACUUAUUUUUAAUAACAAUAAACUCAGUAAUAUUUUAUAUCAUAAUAGCGAUAUUUUAUACGUUUAUGAGUAAUUAUAAGGAAUUAUCUGGCACUGCAAUACCAUUAGUAAAAAUCUUUGAAGCCAGAGAUGUUGAUUGGGCUAGAGCGGUUAUGGCAGUCCUUACCAUUGGCACAGUGUGUCUGGUGCUAACCGAAAUUUUACCAACAACAUUUUCAUCCUUCGUAAAGUUAGCGAAUAGAGAAUGGCAAAUAUUUGUGUCAUCAUUGCAAUAUCAAAGCACUUUGACUGGAGCUCCAGUAUUAGCAAUAUUUGCAGCAGGUAGUUUAGCAGCAAUACUGGCUUUUGCCUGCCCUUUAUGGCAUUUAGUAAAACUUCUAAAUGCAGCCAAUUUUGUCAAAUGUAUUUUUAACUCAGUUCAGCUAAUCUAUAAUAGAUACAAGCCUGAGAUAAAUAAUGAUCAGCUUGUGUAUCACACAAACGUUCAUUACAAAAAAUUAAACCAAAAUCCAUCCAAAAUAAUAAGGCCUUGUUGCUUAAGCGAUAAAUUAAAGUCCAUGUUCGGCAUAUCACAAAAGAAAUACAUAUCGAAAAUUAGCGUCCCGAAAAGUGGUACAUUUUUGCUUAAAAAUUUUACCGGUGAACAGGAAAGUUUGCUAUUGGAUGAUUAUAGCAAUGUUUCCACCACAUUGGCUGAUGAUGACCAAUCAGAAAAUGAGGAAAACAAUUUAGAAUCUGGAACUGAUGGGGAAGAAUCUACCGAUUCUACUGAUGUGGAUGUGGUGGUCCAAGAAUAUAAAGAUAAACUUAAAGUGACAACAAUAACAAAAUUCAAUGAAAAGCUACCAUCAACAGUUUUAACAUUCUCCAUAGUAAUAGUGUGUUUUAUAAUAGUCAUAAUGGGGUCUAUUGGAUUAAGUCUGAUUCUUUUUAAAUAUACGUUUUUCUUGUGGCCUAGUUUUAUAGGAAUUUUAAUAUCCUACCUAAUAAUUAUUGUGAUGCCUCAAAACCCGGCCGAAAAAACAAACGAGUCAACAUUGCUGUCGUGCGUCCUUUCUACUAAUAUCCUGGUUUCUAUGACAAUAAAUAUAAUUUUAUUAUCAACCAUCAUAUCAGAUGUUUGGCAAGGAAUAAUCUUUUGGCUUAUAGCAGGUCUACUUCUUUUCUGGAGAUGCGAUUGUUGCACAUGCGACGGUUUAAUAUCGAACAAAUCAAAUAGCAAAGUGCACUGCGCACAUGUUCCUGAAGAAAUUAUUUACGAAUACAAAGAAAUGCAUCCAGAUACUUUUUACGUGGCCAGAUGACACAACGAGUACCUCGAUGACGAUACUCUUUUGUCCGAUUCCGAGGAAGAAUUAUACUCAACAUAAACUAUACUUUAUAAAGUAAUAUUGCGAGAUAUUAUAAAAAAGUACUUAGUAGUUUACUAUACACCUAAAAUAUAGUGGAUAGUAAUCUGGUGAAAAGGCUUUUACUGCGUAACUGAUUCGAACUAUACGGGUUGACUAAUAUAUGUUUAAUAUUUGGAAGGAUAUUUUUUUAAAAAUAAGGAUUUUUAUAAGAAUUUUUUAUUUUAAUAUACAGGGUGUCCCGAAAUCACCGCACCAUAAGGUUGCAAAAAAUAAGAGGAAAAUUUCUUUUACCAUUUUUUCGAAUUCAAAAAAUUGCAGGAGUUAUAUUUUUUGUAUUUGCAAAAGACGCUGAUAUUCUAUCAUUGGGAAAAAGUAAACAAAAACAAAUUUAGUGCGUUUUAUCGCAACACUUGUG
Messenger RNA from Brassicogethes aeneus, 2562 nucleotides. The record is from the annotation of a GenBank genome assembly. NCBI's taxonomy places the organism in Eukaryota, Metazoa, Arthropoda, Insecta, Coleoptera, Nitidulidae.